Messenger RNA from Parascedosporium putredinis, 1038 nucleotides. The record is from the annotation of a GenBank genome assembly. Lineage: Eukaryota; Fungi; Ascomycota; Sordariomycetes; Microascales; Microascaceae.
AUGGAUAUCAAACAGGCAAGUUUCCGUCUAGGUCGAAAGGGCGACCUGAUCAAGGACGGAUCUAACGAAAAGUGGACCGAGACAGAACGGCGCCAACGCGAGGUCGAGCCUACGGGUACUCACUACAUCGGAAUGGGGGUCUCGGGAGGAUACCAAGCCGCCCGCAGAGCCCCGUCUCUCUCGCCCGGCGGCACAAAGGAAGCGCUCGAUCUCGCGUUCCCGUUCCUGCAAAAGAUUGCCGCGAAAGGUAGCAAGGGAAACGUGUGCGUUGCAAAGACAGGCCCCGGCGGCAGCGGGCACUACGACAAGAUGGUCCACAACGGCAUCAAACAGGGCAUGAUGACGCCGCUAAACCUCGAGACGGGCCACCACGUCCUCUCCAACGUCAGAGACAAGGUGGUUCAGGACGCCGAUAACAGCGAGGGCACCGGCGCGUGGGCCUGCGAAGAGGUGGUGCGCUUGCACGUCCCCGGCCCGACGAUCCUCUCGUCGCACCUCCUGCGCCUAGCGUCCGCCGAUGCCACUAAGCGCAAGAUGAUUCUCCAAGCGUUUGGUUCCCGCGUGGGCAACCCCAGCAUGAUCGAGACAGACAAGAGUGCCUUCUUACGAGAUUUGCGCGACGCCGUGUACGCGUCCUUCCUGGCGUCUUUUAUCCAGGGCUUACAUACGCUGGCGAGGGCGGACGAAGAGUAUGGCUGGGGCAUCGAGUUCCGCGCCGUGCUCCAGGUAUGGCGCGCCGGCUGCAUCAUCCGAUGCAACGCCCUCGUGGACCUGCUUGACGGGGUAUAUGCCAACGACGACGCGGGACGCUGCGACAAGGCCAAGCUGCUCAGCCACCCGGUCCUCGGCGCCGAGAUCCAGAGGGCGUAUCCGGGGAUUCAAGCGAGUCGUGGCCCGUGCGAUAGAAGCGGACCAGAGGCGGACCUGGAUUACUUUGGGGAGCACAUGUUUGAUCUGAAGACGGAGGCUCCGGGGGCCGAAGAAGGGGUCGCAUCAUUUCUAGUGGCAUCCGGCGCGGGGAUACGGCAGGAUGGCUAG